This is a messenger RNA of Closterium sp. NIES-65, 1068 nucleotides long. Lineage: Eukaryota; Viridiplantae; Streptophyta; Zygnematophyceae; Desmidiales; Closteriaceae. The record is from the annotation of a GenBank genome assembly.
AUGGAUAACCAUUUCCCUCUGACCGUGCCCCUUCCCCUCCCCCUCCGCCCCUUCCCCCUGUCCCUUUCCCCCUGUCCCUUUCCCCCUGUCCCUUUCCCCCUGUCCCUUUCCCCCUGUCCCUUUCCCCCUGUCCCUUUCCCCCUGUCCCUUUCCCCCUGUCCCUUUCCCCCUGUCCCUUUCCCCCUGUCCCUGUCCCCCUGUCCCUGUCCCCCUGUCCCUGUCCCCCUGUCCCUGUCCCCCUGUCCCUGUCCCCCUGUCCCCCGUCCCCCUGUCCCCCUGUCCCCCUGUCCCCCGUCCCCCUGUCCCCCGUCCCCCCGUCCCCCGUCCCCCUGUCCCCCGUCCCCCCGUCCCCCUGUCCCCCGUCCCCCGUCCCCCUGUCCCCCUGUCCCCCUCCCUUCCCCCGUCCCCCGUCCCCCGUCCCCCGUCCCCCGUCCCCCGUCCCCCGUCCCCCGUCCCCCGUCCCCCGUCCCCCGUCCCCCGUCCCCCGUCCCUUGUCCCUUGUCCCUUGUCCCUUGUCCCUUGUCCCUUGUCCCUUGUCCCUUGUCCCUUGUCCCUUGUCCCUUGUCCCUUGUCCCUUGUCCCUUGUCCGGAUGGGCCCUUCCUCCUUUCCGCCCCCCCAUCCCCUUCCUCCUUUCCGCCCCCUUCCCCUUCCCUGCCCCCCCUCCGCCUCUUCCCCCUUUCCCCCAUGCACUCACAGGCGUUGAAGCCCAGCCAGAGCAGCCAACUGCUUCCCUGGGAUGGGCCCUUUCAGCAGUUGAUUCGCCAGGUAGCUGCACAACGGACGGGGGGGGAUGGGGGCAAGUGGGGGAAUGGGAGCUAUUGGAGCAGCUAGCUGCUUCCCCGGGAUGGGCCCUUUCAGCAGCUGAUUCGCCAGGUAGCUGCACAACGGAAGGGGGGGGAUGGGUGCAAGUGGGGGAAUGGGAGCUAUUGGAGCAGCUAGCUGCUUCCAUGGGAUGGGCCCUUUCAGCAGUUGAUUCGCCAGAUUGCUGCACAACGGAAGGGGGGGGAUGGGGGCAAUUAGUGAGCUGGGAGCUUUUGAUGCGCCCCAAAAGUGCUUCCCUGAAAUAG